GGAGAGGAUCAGACCAGUGAACACCGCGUGGAGCCACCAGAGAAAUUCGUAUAGAAAAAGUGAAAUUUGCUUUCAAAAAUGUUCAAGUUUAUUUGCGCUGCGGCUAUCAUCACCAUGACUCUGCUGGAAACUAUCCAGGCCCAAAGACCAUCCUUCGCGGGCUUGAGGCCACCAGGCGGACUUAGUCAGAAGGACAAAUACCACGCAACCCAAAACACGGCUGUGGAGAAUAUUACCGGAGUGUAUAUAGCGAACAGAUUUGGAGCAGACAGUGCGCAAAAACCUGCUCUGAUUGACCUGCCCUUUGGAGCACCCCAGAAGCCGCCCGUUGGAGUUCCCGUAGUGCAGCCCAUAAGUAACUCUGUGGCGCAGGAUGCUCCAUCUGUGGCCAACCGCUUUGGAUCAGAUGGAUCUCCGAACCCAACUGCUAGUUCCCCGAUCCCUUCUGCCAGCUCCCCGAACCCACCGUCUAAUUCCACGCCCGGAAGUUCCACUACCCCAGUACUCGGCGACCUGCCCGUCGAUGCCCAUGGAGAUCGGGAGUGGGUCAACUACUUGAGCCAGCUACCCGUCGAAAACCAGCCCUUCUGGUUCAUAAACUACCAAGCCAUCGAGGCCCAUCGGAAUAGCUCGAGGCCUAAUGUGGGCGCUUUGGAGACGCGGGGAUCUUUUUUCCGCGGCUGAAAGCUUCAAUUGGAUUCUUUGAAGUCUACGUUAGCUUAGUCAUUAAAAUAAUGUCUUAAUAUUAAAAGUGCAGUUAUUUAUUUAUUUUUGAAAA
Drosophila rhopaloa is the source of this 778-nucleotide messenger RNA. RefSeq lists its product as uncharacterized. Bases 79 to 684 code for a protein of 201 amino acids. The transcript has a single exon. The record is from RefSeq and is a predicted model, not a curated record. NCBI's taxonomy places the organism in Eukaryota, Metazoa, Arthropoda, Insecta, Diptera, Drosophilidae.